UUUAACCAUGGGUAGACGCUAGUAUUGCUGCUUUAAUAACCAUCAGGGCAUAUACUUCACGUGCAAAGUAAAAACUUUGAAGUUUGUGUGUGAAAAGUCACAUUGAGUGCCCACUAAUUGCAAUUGUGUGUGAGGAAAAGUUUGGGUAGAAAACGUGGACAGGGAUCAUAUAGAAAAGGCCCAUCCCGACUGGGCAGAGACCAGUGUGCCAUCUGUAAGAAAUAUGGUCACUGGAAAAAUCAGUGCCCAGAGCGGAGACGAGGUAGCUUCCAGGAAAAGGGAGACUGGAAAAAAGGGAAAAUGAUUGCAUAUGAAGAUUGAAGAGGACUGGUAGAUCUCACCCCGGAAGAUCCACUGGAUAUAAAAUUGAAACUGGGGGAAAGCGGGAAAGAGGUGGAAUUUCUGGUUGACACGGGGACAACAUAUUCAGCCUUGAAUAAGACUUUGGCACCCGUGGGGAAGGAUUAUGUUACAGUAAUAGGAGCAACUGGUCAACCUGAAAAAGCAUAUUUUUGCAAGCCAUUAAAAUAUGAGCUUGGAAAGCAAUGGGGUAUUCAUAAAUUCCUAUAUCUGCCUAGAUCCCCGAGACAUCUGUUGGGUAGAGACUUAUUAGAACAAUUACAAGUAACUAUUAAAUUUAAAAAUGGAGAGGUUAUUCUGGAGGUAAAUGAUGAACAGUACAUAGAGGCAUUGAGUUUAAUGUUGACAGCCGUCCACACAGAGGGAGAAAUUAGUGAAGAAAUAAUAAAUCAAGUAUUUCCUGGAGUGUGGGCCUCCAAUGUACCAGAGAGAGUGAAAAAUGCACUCCCAAUAUUAAUCAAACUCAAGGAAGGAAAACAACCAGUUAGAAUUAAACAGUAUCCCCUGAAAAGAGAAGACAGGGAAGGAAUUAGUCCCAUAAUUGAAGACUUUUUGCAGUUAGGCUUGUUAAAAGAGUGCCCAUCUGAGUUCAAUACUCCCAUUUUGCCAGUCCGGAAACCUGAUGGGUCAUACAAUGGGAUAGUACAAGAUCUAAGGGCUGUUAACAAAAUAACUGAGGAUCUCUAUCCUGUAGUCGCAAACCCAUACACUCUACUAACAUGCCUGACACCCGAGUUAACUUGGUUUACUGUUUUAGACUUGAAAGAUGCCUUCUUUUGCCUCCCUAUCCAUAAAGACAGCCAGAAAAUUUUUUCAUUUGAAUGGGAAAACCCCAAAAGUGGGGGCAAAUCCCAGCUCACCUGGACUGUGUUGCCUCAAGGAUUUAAAAACUCUCCUACUCUGUUUGGAGAGCAACUUGCCAAGGAUCUGGAAUCCUGGGAGGCUCCCCCAGAAGAAGGAAAGAUAUUGCAGUACAUAGAUGACAUCCUCAUAGCCACCCGGACAAAAGAGGCCACACAAGCCUUCCACCAGCUGAAGAAUGCCCUAAUGUCGGCUCCAGCGCUUGGACUCCCGGAUGUAAGUAAACCAUUCUUCCUGUUUUCCCAUGAGAAGCAAGGAAUUGCCCUGGGAAUACUGGCCCAGGACUUGGGUCCGUACCGAAGAGAAGUUACUUACUUCUCCAAACAACUAGAUGCAACAGCCAAGGGAUGGCCAGGAUGCCUUAGAGCUGUUGCUGCAGUGGUGCUGAAUAUUCAGGAAGCACGCAAAUUCACCCUGGGCCAGAAGAUGACUGUAUUGGUGUCUCACACAGUGUCUGCAGUCCUGGAAGUAAAGGGUGAGCACUGGCUUUCCCUACAAAGGUUCCUGAAAUACCAAGCCAUCAUGGUAGAACAAGAUGAUGUAGAGAUAGUUGUAACUAACAUUAUCAACCCAGCUUCUUUUCUCAGUGGAAAUCAAGAGGAGCACCACGACUGCCUGGAGACCAUCGAAGCCUCCUACUCCAGCUGCCCAGACCUGAAAGACAACCCACUGGAUGAUGCAGAAACCUGGUUCACUCAUGGGAGCAGCUACAUCAUCAGUGGAAAGCGACAUGCCGGGUAUGCAGUUACCACCUGCAAAGAGGUAAUAGAAUCUGGACCCUUGCCAACAGAUACCUCUGCACAAAAGGCAGAGAUCAUCGCUCUAACCCGUGCCCUGGAGAUUGCAAAGGGAAGGAAAAUAAACAUCUAUACAGACUCGAGAUAUGCAUUUGGGGUUGUACAUGCACAUGGGGCCAUCUGGAAAGAAAGAGGACUGUUAAACUCACAAGGGAAAAAACAUCAAACACGCGCAAGAGAUAUUGCAGCUACUGGAAGCAGUCCAGCUACCUGAGCAGGUAGCAGUUAUGCACAUUAAGGCACACCAGAAGGUGAGCUCAGAAUUGGAGGAAGGAAACGAGCUGGUGGACAGAGAGGCAAAAGUUGCAGCAAAAGGUGAGAUAACAAUUGAGGGAGCCUUAAUUCCUGAUGGACAGAUCUCCCUCGAAGGUAAGCCAGUAUAUACUAGAAAAGAUAGAAAACUAAUUCAAGAUCAAGGGGGAAAAUAUAACCAAAAGGGAUGGGCUAUUACUGCAGAAGGGACAAUAGUCAUCCCUUCGCAUUUGUUAUGGUCACUAGUAAGAGAAGAGCACCAGAAAACACACUGGGGAAUAGAUCCCCUGUAUAGCUAUCUAAUUGAAAAGAUUACUGCCAGAAAUUUAUACUCUACUGUC
This is a messenger RNA of Parus major (Great Tit), 2611 nucleotides long. RefSeq lists its product as uncharacterized. Gene Ontology annotation, molecular function: RNA-DNA hybrid ribonuclease activity; nucleic acid binding. The record is from RefSeq and is a predicted model, not a curated record. NCBI's taxonomy places the organism in Eukaryota, Metazoa, Chordata, Aves, Passeriformes, Paridae.